AUGGUUAUUUUUACCAACACCACUGUCCUCAGAUGGAUGGAAGACUCGAAGAUCGUUUCAGUGUCUUGGUGCCACGGAAGAUUGUUCAUCGGCACUAGUCUGGGACAAAUAUGCUCGUUCAAGUCUCCUUCCAUAAAUAGUCCCGUGGACGUCGAUGAAAAGUCGAAGAUUACGGUUUCAAAGAAGCCGAUCGUGCAGAUAAGUUCCCUGGAGCCGCGAGAGGAGGUGCUGGCGCUGGACUCGGAGGGGGAUUUGUACAUAGUCAACAUACUCUUUAAGACGAAGCCGGUGGUGCUGUGCAGAAGGGUCUGCUCCUUCACGAGGCAGGCUAUCGAGUCGUACGAAGACGUGAGGAACGCGGACAGAAUACUGCCAAUAACAUACAUGGCGAACAUCUGCGUGGGCCUGAAGCAGAAGAUACAGAUAUACUCGGCGAUCGGAGAGAACAUAGUGCACCAAAGGGAGAUCGCAAUACCAGACCUGGCGCUGAGCAUAUGCUGGCUUAACAACAUGAUUGUGGUCGGCUCCCCGACGGCAUACUCGAUGCUGAACGCGGAGGGGACGGUGUACACGGAGCUCUGCAGAAACGACGUCGGAGUGGACAAGAGGGCGUACCAGGAGAAGGGGCCCGGGAACAUUAUAACGUGCACGUGCGUCGACGACGACGUGAUGGUGGUCUGCGACAACAUCGGAGUCUUCUAUAACGUGGAGACGAUGAACCUGUCGAAGAAGAACACGAUACAGUGGAGUGGCACGCUGGAGUCGCUGGGCUCGUGCCCACCCUUCAUCGUUGGCCUGACGUCGAAGAAGAAGCUGGAAAUACACGGAAUCAGAGACCAGACGCUGUACAAGACGCUGGACCUGACGACAUCGGCGAUAACGUGCUUCAUGCCGGACAAGUGCAGCUUCCUGUGCGCGACCUCGUCAGUGGUCACUGCGGUCCAGCCCUCGAGUUACUGCGACAACAUAUCGAACUUUCUGGAAAACGACAAGAUCACGGAGGCGCUGCAGCUGGUGAGCCUGUACUUCUCCGAAAGUGAUCCGCGGAGGAGGUCGGAGGUGAGCACAUGCCACACGAUCGCAGGCUGGAUAUACUUCGCAAAGCUUAACUUCCCGUGCGCGUUCCUGCACUUCUCGUUCGGGAAGGUGGACAUUGUGUACCUGCUGUCCUUCUGGGAGGAGUACUACCGGCUGGAGACGCCCGAGUCGUACCAGUUGAAUAGAGAAGUCCCGCAGUUCCUGCUGCACCUGAUACCGAAGAACGGGACCAUAAACAAGUUCAUCGAAAGCUCGCUCAACGACCCGCAGUUUGUGAAGUUUAACCAGGUGCACAUGAGUAAGAAGGAGCUGAUAGAGAUGGCGAACGGGUCGUUCGCGCUCUUCCUGUCUAAGAAUUUUAACACGCACGAGAUGUACACCUCGGAGCACGAGGAUACAAUGUCGGACUUCCACAAGAGGCUGGCAACAUCGAUAGAAACCAUAACCUUUUUGCUCUUAUCGGAGUGCGACGACUCUAGAUACAACCUGAUACUGAGGAAGGACAGGACGAACUCGUACAUCGACGUUGACGCAACGAAGAAUCACCUGAUUGACAUGAACAAGAGUGACCUGUACGCGAAGCUGCUGAUCAGGGACGGGAGGCUUAUGGAGGCGAUGGGAGUGCUCUCUGAUCUGGUGGCCUCGCAAAGCGUGCACUCAUAUCACCACGAGGAGAGUGGCACAAAUUCGCCGUGCGAAGAGUUGGCGCUAUGCAUUAAUACGAUACUGGACUCACUGGGCAAAAGUGAAAAUUCAGAAUCCACAACCAGCUUCACCACUGAGGAGAUAAAGCAGAUGUUACACACGUAUCUGCCCCUCCUAUUUGAAAGCUCGGCGACGUCAGCAUUGCAUGUGCUGACGAAGAACCACUCAACACUGCCGCUCACAUCGGAUGAGAUUUUAAGUAUGAUUAAUGAGCAGACGAAGAAGACAUCGCACGGACACUUGGGAAUGCAGCAGCUGCAAAUCAAGUACCUGGAGGACCUGGUCUUGAAGAAUAAGUCGGGAGGAGUGCACGAGAACACACUGCUGGCGAAAUACUACAUAGAUUCACUUUCGAACGACAACUUUAACAUUGACAGUAAACAGGGCCCCGAGAGAAAAAAUGAGGUUAAACGGACGCUUUUUCAACUGCUGGAGGGCAACUACACGUUCGACUUCUCAAAGUUGGACGACAUGAUCAGGGACCUGGACAUCCAGGAGGCCAAGAUCAUCCUGUACGCAAAGUUGGGGAAGCAUCACCAGGCGCUCGAGACGAUAUACACGAAGUGGAACAGCGACCGCGUAAAGCUCUGUGAAGCCUACUGCCUGUGCUUUGGGGACGUGGCGGAGCAGAUGAACAAGGACAACCCGUACAAGAGGCUGUUCACGAACUACGCGCACUGGAUUCGGAAGGCGGAGCAGUGGCCCCUGGAACGGCCGAACGCCUACCUGGUCGACAAACAGUCUGAAACUUCGAUAGAUAAGCUGGUAAUGCAGCUGCUGAAGAUUAUCGUGUCUCACAGAAACGACGUGCCUGACAACGGGGCGGUCGCAAAGCACAUCCUCUCCAAGUACAUACACUUCUGCGGCCACAACUCGGCGCUGAACGGCAUCAGCAUACUCGAGGUGAUCCCGGGAGACUGGAACUUUAACCAGUUCGCGGACCUGUUCAACCACCUGCAGCUGCGACUGCUCCACGAGCAGAGGACGAAGUCGAUAAAGAGGGGGCUCGCGAGGUCGCUGCACCUGAAGACGUCCCUGUCGCUCUACAAGCUCACGUCGCUCCCGCCGGUGAAGAUAGAUACCAGCACCCUGUGUAUGGUGUGCUCGGAGCCGAUUAAGAUCGGAACGAGCAUAGCAAUCAAGGUUCCUCAGCAGCGAGAGGGCUCGGAGCAGGCGGGCUACGCGAAACAGCCGUUUGUAGUCCACGAAUACUGCAUCAAAAAGGGCCACAUGUCAUAG
Theileria orientalis strain Shintoku is the source of this 2982-nucleotide messenger RNA. RefSeq lists its product as hypothetical. NCBI's taxonomy places the organism in Eukaryota, Apicomplexa, Aconoidasida, Piroplasmida, Theileriidae. Gene Ontology annotation, molecular function: protein binding. The transcript has 6 exons. The record is from RefSeq and is a predicted model, not a curated record. Bases 1 to 2982 code for a protein of 993 amino acids. Gene Ontology annotation, cellular component: cytoplasm; membrane. Gene Ontology annotation, biological process: autophagy; endosomal vesicle fusion; vesicle-mediated transport.